AUGGUAAAAGAAAAUUUAAUUUUAACUCAAAGUCAGUUGAACAAAAUCUUAAAAUGGAUUCCUAAUACAGAACAAGAAAAACAUGAUGAAAGAAUCUUGAAAUAUCUUCAAGAAGCUUCAAAAGCUAUGAAAGAAAAAUGGCCCGAAAAUAGUCAAAUUUUAAGAGUUGAGAAAGUGAAAUCUUUGUUAUCUCCUGAACAGCAACGUUAUGAAGAUAUUAAGAAUGCAGAUCAAAAGAAGAGAAAAGAAAUGAUUGAAGAAGCUGAAAGAUUUGUCAAUGAAAAACGUAUAAAAGAAUAUCCGAUUGAAUUAAAAAGCGCAGCUAUUUUGAGUGAGAAUUUGCAUGGAAAUAAAAUUCAAUUAGAAUUUCAAGCUUCAAUUAGAGCAGAUGAAAAAAAGAAAACUUUACAACAGAAUCAAAUCGAUAUGUUGCAGAGUGUUUCAUGGCUUGAAGAUGGAUUUCAACAUCGAACAAAUGCUUUUAGGAUAGCUAAACAACAUAAAAAAGAACUUCUCGAUUCCAUUGUCGAUCGAAAACGUCAGAGGGAUGAUGAGAAAUCAAAACGCAUUGCUGAAGAAAAAAUAAUUAUUGAAAUGCACAACAGAAAUAUUGAAGAAGAGAAAAUAAAAUGUAGAAAAGCCAAAGAAGAACAAAAUGAAUACAUGAGAAAACACGAAAUCGAGACUGUUUUGAUGGCGAAGCAGAAAAGAGACCGCAUGAAGAGAGAAAAUGAGGUGAUUGAUGUAUUGGCGAAAGUUCAUAAUGAAGGCAAAGGCAACGUGAAAGAUUUGAUUAAAUUACAAGAAAAUCGGGCACAACUUGAGCGAAUUAAGCUUAUUGAGAAACUUCAGCAGAUGGCAAAGUUACGGGUUGACGAAGAAAUACUAAAAUUAAAGAACGAACAAAAGUUAAUUGAAAAUGCUCGGAUUGAGAAAGAGAAAAUGCUUGAUUGUGCUCAGGAAAAAGCUAAAAAUAAGAAAAACUUCUUGAAAAAUGAUCGCAUGGAAGACUACGCACAGAGUAUUAAAGCGGCUGAGUUCAAGAGAUCCUUGAAAAAAGAAGAAGAUAAAGAAUAUUUUAAAAUUCGUAUCAGCAAUGAUUUUAUUUCUCGUGAAUAUGCAAAAGCAAAGAAAGAACAAAAAUAUAAGAAAAUCAUGGAAAAUACUAAUUUCCUUAAGAAACAAGCUAAUGAGAUUUAUAAACUUGAACAAGAGAACCGCAAAGCUGAUAUGAGAGAAUUUAAUCAAAGAAUUGAUGAUGAGUCAGCUUAUCUAAAUGCAAAAUUCUUUGAAAAUGCAAAAGAUUUAAUUGAUGAUGCUGCUGGAAAAAAUAGACCCACAAAACCAAUUCUUCAAGUAGUGCAGUCUUACAAAAAUUGUCAUUUUAUUGACAUAAAUAAGCGAACGAGACCUCAUGAAAUUUCUAAUGUUCCUAUUGAAAUGGAAUUGCAUAAAAGUGAAGGUGAUUGGGGGAAAACUAAGCGGAGAUUGAAAUAUGAAAAGGAAGAGAAACUCAUGAAGAAUGUCUACAGGUCAUCAAAAUUCUUAAAUUAUAACUAA
This is a messenger RNA of Clunio marinus, 1560 nucleotides long. Lineage: Eukaryota; Metazoa; Arthropoda; Insecta; Diptera; Chironomidae. The record is from the annotation of a GenBank genome assembly.